CUCUGCCCCCGCCGCCCGUAGCCAUGGACCUGCGAGCGGAGCUGCUCAAGUCCAUCUGGUACGCGUUCACCGCCCUGGACGUGGAGAAGAGCGGCAAAGUCUCCAAAUCUCAGCUCAAAGUGCUGUCCCACAACCUGUACACAGUGCUGUGCAUCCCCCACGACCCCGUGGCGCUGGAGGAGCAUUUCCGCGAUGACGACGACGGGCCGGUGUCCAGCCAGGGCUACAUGCCCUACCUCAACAAGUACAUCCUGGAUAAGGUGGAGGAAGGUGCUUUUGUCAAAGAAAACUUUGAUGAGCUCUGCUGGACCCUGACAGCCAAGAAGAAUUACAAGCCUGACCGGAAUGGGAACAGUGUUGUGUCCCACCAAGAUGCUUUCAAGCUCUGGUGUCUCUUCAACUUUCUGUCUGAAGACAAAUACCCUCUCAUCAUGGUGCCAGAUGAGGUGGAGUACCUGCUGAAGAAGAUCUGCACAGCCAUGAACGUGGAGCUGAACUCCUGUGAGCUGGAGGACUACCUGUCCCAGGAGCCACAGGGGCAGGGGGGGGUGACAGUCUGGCAGUUCCUGGACAUGGUGAACUCGGGGCGGUUCCUGCGCGGCAUCGACCAGGAGGCCGUCAGCAUGGCCGUGGAGGAGGUGUACCAGGAGGUCAUCGAGGAUGUGCUCAAACAGGGCUACCUCUGGAAGAAGGGCCAGCUGAGGAGGAACUGGUCGGAGCGGUGGUUCACGCUGAAGCCCAGUGUCCUGUCCUACUACAUGAGCGAGGAGAGGAAGGAGAAGAAGGGCAGCAUCGUGUUGGACAAGCACUGCUGUGUGGAGGUGCUCCCCGACCGGGAUGGGAAGAGGUGCAUGUUCUGCGUGAAGACCUCGUCCCGCACCUACGAGAUGAGCGCCUCCGACACCCGGCAGCGCCAGGAGUGGACGUUGGCCAUCCAGACCGCCAUCCGGCUGCAGGCCGAGGGCAAGAAGUCCCUGCACAAAGACCUGAAGCAGAAGCGACGGGAGCAGCGGGAGCAGCGGGAGCAGCGGAAGGCGGCCAAGGAGGAGGAGACGCAGCGGCUCAAGCAGCUCCAGGAGGAGAAGGAGAGGAAGCUGCAGGAGCUGGAGCUGCUGAAGGAGGCCCAACGACAGGCAGAGAUGCUCCUGCAGGAGGAGGAGCAGCGGCGGCGGCAGCAGCACGAGGAGAUGCAGAGGACCCUGGAGAUCCAGCUGCGGGAGGCCGAGCAGGCUCGUGCCUCCAUGCAGGCAGAGAUGGUCCUGAAGGAGGCGGAGGCAGAGCGGCAGCGCAAGCGCAUCCUGGAGCUGGAAGACAUGCAGGAGCGUCUCCAGGAGGCCCUGCAGCAGGAGGUGAAGGCACGGCAGGACGAGGAGUCUGUGAGAUAUGCACAGGCCAGGCUACUGGCUGAGGAAGAGGAGAAGCUGAAGCAACUGAUGAAGCUGAAGGAGGAGCAAGAGGAAUAUAUCAUCAAAACCCAGCGGGAGAAGCAAGUCCUGAAGCAGGAGAUGGAGAACAAGAACAAGUGUCUGGAAGAGGCACAGAAGCAGCUGGAAGAAGUGAGGGUGAACAGGCAGAGGGUGGACCAAGAUGUCAUGGCAGCCCAGCGGAAGCUGCGUCAGGCCAGCACCAACGUCAAGCACUGGAACGUCCAGAUGAACCGGCUGAUGCACCCCAUCGGGCCAGGAGAGAAGCGCACGAACGUGAGCGGAGGUUUCACUGGCUACCAACCCCUCCUCUCCCGGACAGAUUCCUCCCUGAAACUCAAGCAGAAAGUGGAGGAUAAAAGCAGUGACCCCGUGAGGGACAACAGCAAGGACAGCGUGAGCAACGGUGGGAACAGCAGGGUGCCACCCUCUCCAGGUGUGGACACCUUGGCCACAGAGCCCACCAAGUAGCUCCUCAGGAUGGCAGAGCCCAGCACGGAGCAGACACAGCUGCUGUGGCCACCUCUGGAUGGAGGCAAGUGGGGACCAGCACAGAGCCCAUAGGUGACUACACACAAGGCAGAGAUGCUCCUGUUUCCUUCAGGGAAGAGCAGCAGCCACACCGUGCCCGGAGACUCGGACAGCCCAACGCUGAGGAGAAGGCAGCAGGGUCAUCUCCUCUGAGGGACAUGGGCCCAGCUCCCCAGACUCUGGUUUCCACCCUCCCUAAAAAAAAAAACAACAAAACCACAAACCUAAAAAGCCACCAGAGGGUCUGGAUGAUGUUGCCCAGGGCUGCAGGUCCCCUUUGGUUUCUACCAGCGACCCUUCUGCAUCUCCUGCUGCACCCUGGGUCCAUGGCCCAUCAAGAGCAGCUGCCAGGGAAGCCCUGGCAGACUGAGAGGUGCCUUCUUCUGCCCCCACAGGGAAGCCAGGGUGGCCUUAACUAACACGUGCAUUCCCUGAAGGUGGUUGUCAGUCACUGGAGUCACGUAGAUGUUAGCAGAAGCCAACAAGCAAUAAAGCUUUUGGAGCCCCCUGGCCCUCAGACCUGCUUCCCCACCCCCAGACCUCCCUCCUCAGCAGUGCUGGGUGUUGCUUCCUGAUGCAGAAAGAGACCACUAAAAGAAACAGGGCACUACCCAUACAAAGAGGCCCCACCAGUGGAUUUGGGGUUGGUUUGUGGAGGGCUGAGAGGGACACGGGUGCUGGUGAACUGGCCACAGAUGAUGAACUCCCCACUGGGUGGCAGGGCCAGCACCCUGCGAGGGCCAACACCUCUGUGUGAUUAAUUAAGUGCUUGUAUAUGAAGGUCAUGGUGCUCUGGGCUUCAUUUAGGUCUUUGCCCUUGGACUUCAGGAGUCCUGGCUCAGGACCUGGUCCAAGGCCCACAGAAGCCAACAGCAAAGCAU
Molecule: messenger RNA, 2836 nt
Organism: Apus apus (common swift)
Lineage: Eukaryota; Metazoa; Chordata; Aves; Apodiformes; Apodidae
Gene: DEF6
Product: DEF6 guanine nucleotide exchange factor
Exons: 11
Coding region: 24-1895 (623 amino acids)
Cellular component (GO): cytoplasm; nucleus
Source: RefSeq, a predicted model, not a curated record